ACUGUUUCGUCUGUUCUUCAUCUGAUAAUAAAACAACGGUACUGUGCGGAUUUUAUAACAUUGGAGAUUGAACCAAAGAGAGGAGUUGAGAUAAAAUGACGGGAAAAUCUGUGAAAGACAUUGACAGAUAUCAAGCUGUCCUCACAUCCCUGCUUGCUUUAGAAGAAAACAAAUAUUGCGCCGACUGUGAAGCCAAAGGUCCUAGAUGGGCAUCCUGGAAUCUUGGAAUCUUCAUCUGCAUCCGAUGUGCUGGCAUCCACCGGAAUCUUGGUGUUCACAUAUCCAGGGUCAAAUCUGUAAACUUGGACCAGUGGACCCAGGAACAAAUUCAGUGUGUACAGGAAAUGGGUAAUGCUAAGGCCAAACGGUUGUACGAGGCCUUUUUACCAGAGUGCUUCCAGCGACCAGAGACUGAUCAAGCAGCAGAAGUAUUUAUUCGGGACAAAUAUGAGAAAAAGAAAUACAUGGACAAGUGUAUUGACAUCCAAGCCUUCAGGAAAGAGAAAAACAGUGAUGCAGUCACAAAAGAAGCACCUGUUGUUUUUGAAAAGAUGAAGCCGAAGAAAGACGACUUACAGCAGUUGAAGAACACCACACCCAAACAGUCGCAGUCUGUGAAUGACCUGUUAGGCCUCGAUGCUCCGGCCCCCCGUGCAGCCGUAUCUAAGGGCGGACCCAGCCCUGAGCUGACCCCUGCUCUGGACCUCUUCAGCUCUCUGCCUGCUGCCAGCUCCAGCUCUGCCAAGAGCACGCCCGGCUCUGGGUCCAUGCCUACGGGUCGUGUGGCAGCAUCAGUACCAGAGAACCUUAGUCUGUUUCUGGACCCAGCGCCAAAGCCCGAGGAAAGCGGGAAGAAAAUGUCCAAAGACUCCAUUCUCUCUCUCUACAGCAGCGUCACGCCCCAAGCUAACAUGGCCGCACAUGCUGGGAUGUACAUGGGCCAGGCUCAGAUGGGAUAUGGCACCGCAGCAGGAUACGGCCAGUACCAAGCGCUGGCUGCCCAGGGGGGGAUGAUGGGCACAAUGAUGGCCCCACAGAUGGGUAUGAUGGGACAGCCAGGCGUCAUGGCCCAACCGGGCAUGGCUGCCCCCACUCCUUACAUGGCAGGAGUGCAGGGGGGCAUGAUGGGAGUGCAGAAUGGCAUGAUGGGAGGUGUGGCAGGACUGCCUCAGCAGGCAUAUGGAGUGCCGCAGUCUCAGCAGCUACAGUGGAACAUAGCUCAGAUGACCCAGCAUAUGGCAGGCAUGAAUUUUUACGGUGCCAACAGCAUGAUGGGAUACAGUCAGCCCAUGGGUGGGGCAGCAACUCCUGGCUCCAGUCAAAUGCUUGGGUCACAUGUAUGGAAGUGAUUCCACAGAGAAAGAGAGAGAGAGAGAGAGAGGAACGGCUUGAGCUUUGGAGAGUGCAUACGGACUAAUAAACAGAGAGAGCAGAGAAGAGUUUGUAUUUUCUCUUCAUUAGACAUUUUAGAGACUUUGGUGGGAACCUGGCGGAGGGGGUCGACGUUAUAUUUGGAAAAAAAAAACUGAGGGGAAAAACAUUUGGAUCUCCUCCAUUUUCAUAGCCAUUGUCAUAUGCUUGCCUUCAGACACUGAUAUCAUACAUACACGCACGCACGCACACGCACACGCACAUGCGCAUUACACACACACACCCUCGUGUACACAGGGCUUUAAGGUCACAGCAGAGAGAAACUAUCAGUUUGGGACCUAUCACAUAACUACAUACCUCACUUUUGGACUGUACCCUACCUGCUGCUCUGGACCUGUCUGCUUUCUUUACCUCCCACCCCCACUGUCUUCACUCUCAAAUUACCCGAAAAGGUCAAAGGUACUAGUGUUGCAUGUCUAUGCUUUUGCCCCUUUGUGUGAUUUGUGGUAAUGCACUUUUCUCUCCAAGCUCAUCAACAAGCAGACAUUUAUAAAUCCUUCAUCACUGAGGCAUUAUGUCUAAUAACCCAUGUUAUGAUUCUGUAUACUCAUGUUAUUACUGUUAGUUCCCCCUGCAUAAGAAGUAAAUAAACAUGUUCAAACAUAAGAUUAAUCAUCAUUAAUCUAUAAGGCCCUUUUUUAUGAGGUGGUAGUUAAUUUACAUGUAUACAUGUAGUUCUCUGCCCUCCACAUGACGCGUUAUGAAGCGUUGAGGAAUUAUAAAUGCCUGCUUAAUUGAAGUGUUAAAAUUGCCCUGAACAUUUUGAAUGUCCGUUACCUUGUCAGAGAACUGUUGCGGUUGGAUUCUUACGGUCCAGUGGCUGAAGUCACUGUUUGUCUCUGUGUGGUGUAAUACAGGGUACAGCUGCCGGUCAUGUGUUCUCAUCCUCAGAGUCUGGGUCUCUCACAGUCUCUCAACUCAGGAGUCUGUAAAGAUGCAGCCCAUCUGGAGCUGUCUCCUCUCUUUUUAAAGCUCACAUUGAAACAUCUCUAAAGAGCCAAAGAUAUGACGUACCUGACCUAGAAUGAUACAUUUAACAUCAAUGUACAUGCUCCUGCAAAAAAAAAACAAAUAUAUAUAUCUGAUCAUUUUUGUAUGUUAUACUAAUGAAUGUUUCCUAAUGAAAAUGGCAUGGAUGUAUCAAAACUGUAAGUGAGUGUAAGUCUAACUCUUACUACCUUUGUGGAUUGUAUCUGCUGUGAGCUGCUUUGUUUUUCUAAUCACUCAGCAGUGGUUCUUUAAGGCUGCUGUUCCAGGUCAGGGGUCCCAGUGGCUUUCGUAUCAACCAGUCACUGUGGUCUGAUUGAAAAGCGCACACACCUGUUUCCCAGGUUAUGGAAAAACAAAACAAAAAAAACAGCCUCUAAUUAUGAGGCGAGGGCAAAAACCACAGGAUUCCCAACAUCCAGAAACCCUGAAGAACCCUGAUGUGCAAUUCACAGUGAAAUGCUCAACUGUCGUGAGGACUGUCGCUGAUAAGUGUCAGAUGAACUGUUUGGGGGGGGCAGGGUUAUUACAGUUUUAACAGAGUUUUGUGUAGUAAUUUUUACACACAUCUGUUCAGGACCAUCUUUCCAUCUCUGUGGACUGAGACCAAAUGAAUGUCUCUUUUUAAUGCUCUGCUUUUUGUCACAGAUCUCUGUACAAAUGUCAGUUGACCCACUGAAUGUUUUUUUUUGUUUGUUUUUGUUGUUGUUUUGUUUUUUUCGAGCAGACAGGGUUACAUCACAUUCGCUGCCUAUUUAGGUUAUCACAAACAGGAAUUAAUCUUAGCCACAGGAACAGAGCGGGUGAAGGGGCUCUCCUUAGCUGACAUUUCAGCCUAAUUUAGUGACGAAUGAAAGCAGCCUGUACUGUUCUUCAUUAGGUCACAUAACCAUUCAACUCACUGCAUGCUUUUCAAAUGGUAGUCAUAGAGACACUUUUAAUAUACUCUUUGAUUUCUCACUGCAAGGUAAACUAGAGGUGUGUAAGAUUGGGUAAAGAGCAGAACAGGCCCGGCUACCAUAAAAGGACAGCCCUCCUGAUUUAUCCGCUCUGCAGUGUUUUAUGAACCGUCGCGUCCAGACACUGAGAACUAAUACUGAUCAUCAGAUUUAGAGCUGCAUGCACUUCUUUUAUGUCAUCAGUUCUCUCAUGUGAAAGGGCUCAAAUCAGCCCCUCUGUGGAGUAGUUAUCUCAGUCUUGGUGUGUCUGUCCCCUGGUGCUGAAUGAAGGUCAAAUCAGUGGGAGGUGUCCUCACUGUCGAGGAUUAUGUGGUAAUGAAUAGAUCUGAUCGUUUCCAUGUAUCCUCAAACAUUCACAGAAUGGGUUAGUGUUUAUACACUUCUGUAAUUUUUAUCUUGUAUAAUCAGUAUCGUUCUAAAGACUCACUGCUACUGUUUCAGGCUUGGCAUGUUUUGAUUUUGUGUGUGUGU
Molecule: messenger RNA, 3848 nt
Organism: Chanos chanos (milkfish)
Lineage: Eukaryota; Metazoa; Chordata; Actinopteri; Gonorynchiformes; Chanidae
Gene: smap2
Product: small ArfGAP2
Exons: 10
Coding region: 96-1349 (417 amino acids)
Cellular component (GO): cytoplasm
Molecular function (GO): GTPase activator activity
Source: RefSeq, a predicted model, not a curated record